CUGUCUCGGCGGGUGCUCAAGGCUCUGCUUGGCGCGACUCGGCUCCGCUCUGCGCCAUGGAUGCCCUGUGCAGCUCUGGGGAGCUCGCCUCCAAGUUCUGGGACCCAAACCUGACAUUGCACACAGACAAUCCAGACCUCACCCCCUGCUUCCAGAACUCUCUGCUCGCUUGGGCCCCUUGCAUCUACCUCUGGGCCUCCCUGCCCUGUUACCUGCUCUACCUCCGGCGACGAAACCAAGGCUACAUCAUCCUUUCUGGCCUCUGUAGACUCAAAACGGCAGUUGGUGUCCUACUCUGGUGUGUGACAUGGGCUGAUCUCUUCUACUCCUUCUCUGGCCUGGUGAGGGGCUCCAUCCCAGCCCCCAUCUACUUUGUGACUCCCCUCAUCUUGGGGGUCACCAUGCUCCUGGCCACCCUGCUGAUCCAGUAUGAACGGCUGCGGGGUGUACGAUCCUCUGGCAUCCUGAUCAUCUUCUGGUUCUUGUCUUGUGUCUGUGCCAUUGUCCCUUUUCGCUCCAAGAUCCUCAUUGCCUUGGAAGAGGGUGAAGUCAAAGACACAUUCCGUUUUACUACAUUCUAUAUAUACUUUGCCCUUAUAGUCUUCUCGCUCAUCCUUUCCUGUGCCAAGGAUAAGCCACCUUUUUUUUCACCCUCUGUCAAUGUGAACCUUAACUCUUGCCCAGAGGCCAAUGCUGGUUUUCUCUCUCGUCUGACCUUCUGGUGGUUCACUAAGAUGGCCAUCCUUGGGUACCGACGGCCUCUGGAGGAGAAGGAUCUGUGGUCUCUGAAUGAAGAAGACUCUUCGAGAGUUUUGGUGCUUCGGCUGCUCAAGGAGUGGGAAAAGCAGAGAGUACAGGCCAAACAGUGAGGAAGCCCUUGCCUCUUGGAGAGUUGAAGUCAAUAGCUAACAAACAUUUACUGCAAGCAUUUAUUAAGUGCUUGCUUUGUAUGAAGCAGUGCUACGUGUAGGGUAAAAAGGAGGGAAGGGCCGUGAUCCUCAGGAAAGUCAGUUGGCUCCUUGGUAGUAGAGCCUGCUUCCAUUCCUUCCUUAGGUACCCCUCCCUUAGGAGGCUAGUUGCAUUUCUAAAAUGCCUAUUCCUUCUUAAGCCUGCCCUUUAUGGUCAUUUGAAAUAGAAUUUGUUGGCUAGCUCUCCUGAGUAAAAGGUCCCCCCACUCCUCUAAGAAUAGUUCCUGCCCCUGAGUCCCCUGAGUCCCCUGAGCCUGGAGUCCUAGUGACCUCAUUGGCCACUUCCUUUGACCUCAGGUCAGGGAGGGAGGCUAGACUCUCAAUAUUCCCUCAGAGAGGAAGGUGAGUCCCAAGAACAGGAAGGCUC
This is a messenger RNA of Vombatus ursinus (common wombat), 1335 nucleotides long. It is a transcript of the gene ABCC3, whose product is annotated as ATP binding cassette subfamily C member 3. The coding region runs from base 57 to 869 and encodes 270 amino acids. The record is from RefSeq and is a predicted model, not a curated record. The transcript has 7 exons. Lineage: Eukaryota; Metazoa; Chordata; Mammalia; Diprotodontia; Vombatidae.